GUAGGAGGUCUUCCGACGCAUAUUUCAUAUGCUAGUACUGUACUUUAGGAGGCACGGUACAGUCACGUCUCCGCCCAGCUCUGCCCCCUUAGAGCCCUGUCUCUUCCCAGCGAAUAUACUCGGGUACAAUGUUUUUUUUUUUUUUUUUUUUGGAGCUACGGAGAGCACUUCGACGGGGGAAAGAAGACAAGAAGUGAAUGACAACUAAGGGCAUAACUUGGCAACGCCGCCUACUUGGUGGACAUUUAUCACGCUGGGGGACAUUUUAAGGCUUUUAAAUGUAGGGGUUCUCAGGAAUAACCCACUGCGCACCGCUAUUUAUUAAGAGUGGGGGUACUUUUCCUCUGCCUGCGAUGGAAAGUGUGCAGGAUGCACCGUCAGACGGAGGCGCAACGAAGUUAAUGAAGAAGCCCGGCGGACCGCCAGUCGCCCGGGGGAUACCAGCGGAUGAUGGCGGUGGACGGUCGGCGCCCUCCCGCGCUGAAACGAAGAACGGUCUGUCUCAUUCCGCCUCCUUGCCGGCGAAUAGUGCGUCAAACCGGGCCGCGGCGUCUAACGGCCGGGGCUCUUCCAGCAACUCCAGCUCCCUCCUGUUGAGACGGAGGCGCUUAAAGAGGAACCUCUCCGCCUCAGCUGCGGCAACAGCAGCAGCGACUACCGCCAGCUCAGCUGUCACCGCGAAGAUGAGUUCGGCCCUGUCCACAGCGUCUCUUCACAGCCGGAGUCUGGAUAGGAAGACUCUGCUGAAGCACCGGCUCAACCUGCAGCUGCAGCCCGCGGACCGCGAGUGGGUCAGAGCGGAUCUGCACCGCGGCUGCAUCCACGUCCACGACAGGCUGACCUCCUCAUAUCCCAGGCCGGUCCUAUGCACUAUGGACAACACAGCCGGCGAGGUGGCGCUCCGUUUGAGUAAACUCUGCACCAAGUCGAGCUGCGUUAUACGCAAUUUCUGUAAAGAUAGCUCAAAGACUGACCAAAAUGGCAACUGCAAAGUGAAAUGCGAUUUUAAUGACGAUCCAUGUCAAACGAAAGAUGGCUCACUACUAAAAUCCAACCUGCAGACUUCUUUGGAAUCCACAGAGGUGGGUGGGCAUCCUGGUGACAGGUUAAGGCUCCUGCUUAUGGAGAAUGCAGAUGACAGGGAGAAGCAACAGGAAGUUGAUGGAAAACUUUUCACCCCAGAAUCAGAGUCACAAGACAACAUAACCUGCUCCCUAUCAGAUCUAAAUUCCAAUAUGGACAUCCCAAACGACGAGGAUUCGGAGCACAGAAAUGGGGUGGACAGCUAUGGAUUAAACUCUGGCUCAGAUGUGGAGAGCAGUGCAUUUGAUGAUCUAAGUUCAGGGGCCCGGCUUAGUGAGCACAGAGACUCCUUGAGUGAUGACAUGAUCCUGGGAACAGAAGCAUCCAUCCUCAGCCCUUCUUUCGACAGUGCCACAGAGGGCAAUGAUAUGUAUGGAAGUUCAUCAGAUGAGCUGGAGCUUGACUGUCCAGUGUCUGGCUCAGACCUGGACCUAAACAACAGCAUCUCAGAUGGUACAGGAAGGUACAAGCAAUGCAGCAUGGGACAUUUAAAUGAGAGGACAAAAAAUAUGGGGUCUGCCAGCAGACAUAACCCACACAGUUUGGGCAGCCUGCCGCCCAGCAGUAGCGCUGACUCCUUUUCAAGACUCUGCUCCACAGAUAUCAUAGCUGACAUUCAAGACUGUGGUCAAGGUGCUGUAAAACAGGAGAUGACAGCACUCCAAAAUGGAGAUUCUAGUGAUUCCAGUCCCACACUGUAUGUUCAGCUGCACGGUGAGGCUGUGAGGAGGCUUGGUCCUGAUGAGAGGCCCCUGCAGAUACAGAAUGAAUUUCUGUUUAAGCUUGGAUUUAAGGACCCUUGGAGAGUUCAAGAGGAAGGGCUCAACACAGAAAUUGGCUCCCUGUUACGUUUUUAUGCAGGGAAGCCCCAAAGUAUCGAGAGCUCAGAACGGGUGCAGCUCUCAGGGACGUACAACGUCCGGAAAGGGAAGCUCCAGCUGCCAGUCAACCGCUGGACCAGACGCCAGGUCAUCCUGUGCGGCACCUGCCUCAUCGUCUCAUCUGUGAAGGAGAGCCAGAUUGGGAAGAUGCACAUUUUGCCACUCAUAGGGGGGAAGGUGGAGGAGGUGAAGAAGCACAAUCAUUGUUUGGCCUUCAGCUCGGCAGGGCCUCAAAGUCAAACCUACUAUGUCAGUUUUGACAACUUCACAGAGCACCUGCGCUGGCACAGACAUGCUGCCAAGAUGGUGUCCCAGAGAAUCAACUCUGUUGAUUUGUCCUGCUGCAGUCUGGAACUUCUUCCCCCCAACCUCUUUUACAGCCACGACCUCACCCACCUAAACCUUAAACACAAUUUCCUGCCUGCGGACCAUCGCCUUCAGCAGCUGCAAAGGUUUUCUCGCCUUCGCAGCCUUAACCUCUCCAACAACCAUCUUGGUCAGUUCCCGUUGACCAUCUGUGACAUCCCUACCCUGACAGAAGUCAACCUCAGCUGUAACUACCUGGACUCUGUCCCCAGCUCCGUGGGUGCCAUGAGCAAUUUGCAGACGUUCCUGUUGGACGGAAACAGUUUAAGCGACUUGCCCUCUGAGCUGGGGUCCCUGCGGAGGCUGAGCUACUUGGGUCUUUCCUUCAAUCAGUUCAACCAUAUACCCCAGGUGCUUGAGCGGCUGGCCUCCAUGGAGAAGCUCUGCAUGGCUGGAAACAACCAGGAAACGCUCACCCUGCAGAAUUUCAGGCUGCUCCAUGUCAAACACAUCGAUUUAAGGUUGAAUAAGGUCUCUGUCAUGGUCCCCGAUGAGCCUGACCUGCUCCGGCAUGUGACCCAGCUGGAUGUGAGGGAUAACAGGCUGAUGGAGCUGGAUGCGUCUGUCUUUCCUCGACUGGAAAUCCUUCACUGCGAGAGGAACAACAUAACAUGUCUUAAAGUCAGAGGUUCUGUGCUUAAAGGAAUUUACGCCUCAAAUAACGAAUUACGACAGCUGGAUGUCAGUCCUGUGCCCUCCAAUCUUAGUUACAUGGAUAUCUCGAGGAACCACAUGGAGUCCUUGCCAGACUGGCUGUGUGAAGCGAAGAAACUGGAAGUCUUGGACGUGAGCCACAACCUCAUCACUGAGCUCCCCGCCAGGUUGUUCUGCAGCAACAGUCUGAGGAAGCUAAGUGCUGGACAUAACCAGUUGCAGAAGCUGCCUGACAGAGUAGAGCGCCCUCUGCUGGAGAUUUUAGAUGUUCAGCAUAAUCAACUGGUGGAACUUCCAUCUAACCUGUUCCUCAAAGCCAACAGUUUACGAAGCGUAAAUGCAUCAGCAAACAAGCUGGAGCACCUGCCACCGUCCAGUCUGUCGGAGGAAAGCCACAGCAUCUUGCAGGAACUCUACCUGACUAAUAACCUGCUGACGGACAAGUGUGUGCCAAUGCUCACUGGUCACACACACCUGCGGGUUCUUCACAUGGCAUACAACCACCUCCAGACCUUCCCUGCCAGUAAAAUGGCCAAGCUGGAAGAGCUGGAGGAGGUGGACUUGAGUGGAAACAUGCUGAAGACUGUUCCCACCACCAUCAUGAACUGUAGACGAAUGCACACUCUCAUUGCCCACUCCAACUCCAUCGAGGUGUUUCCGGAGGUCAUGCAGUUGAUGGAGAUGAAGUGUGUGGAUUUGAGCUGUAAUGAGCUGAGUGAGAUCACUUUACCAGAGAAUCUGCCUCCAAAACUCCAGGAGCUGGAUCUGACUGGCAACCCUCGUCUCAACCUGGACCACAAGACCCUUGAGCAGCUUAAUAACAUUCGCUGUUUCCGUAUUGAUCCACCGCCAACAUUCUCAUCGAAUGAGGCAUCUGGGGGGCCUGCUGUGUGGAGUCAUGGUUACACUGAGGCCUCAGGCGUAAAGAACAAACUCUGUGUCGCCGCCCUCUCAGUGAACAGCUUCUGUGGGAGUCGAGAAGCUCUGUACGGUGUGUUCGACGGAGACAGGAACGUGGAAGUGCCCUACCUGCUGCAGUGCACCAUGAACGACGUCCUGGCCGAGGAAAUCCACAAGACCAAAAGCGAAGAGGAUUUCAUGACCAAUACGUUCCUCGUCAUGCAAAGGAAACUUGGAACUGCUGGACAGAAACUCGGGGGGUCUGCAGCUCUGUGUCACAUCCGCCAUGACCCCACAGACCCCAGUGGCUGCUUCAUCCUCACAGCUGCUAACGUGGGAAAGUGCCAGGCCAUCUUGUGUCGGGACGGGAAGCCCAUGUCCCUGUCGCUGCUUCACAAUGUGGGCUUGGAAGAGGAAUACCGCAGGAUCCGGCAGCACAGAGCCAUCGUCACUGAGGACAACAAGGUGAAUGGAGUGACUGACUCAACAAGAAUUAUGGGCUAUUCCUUCCUUUACCCCUCAGUCAUCCCUUGCCCCUACGUGCAGACUGUGACUCUCACCCCUCAGGAUGAGUUCUUUAUUCUGGGCAGCCGUGGGCUGUGGGAUGCAGUGUCUGCCACAGAAGCAGUGGAAGCAGUUCGAAACGUCCCCGAUGGCCUGGCUGCUGCUAAAAAGCUUUGCACCCUGGCUCAAGGUUAUGGCUGUACUGACAGCCUGAGUGCAGUUGUGGUGCAGCUCAGCGUGAGUGAAGACUGCUGCUCCUGCUGCUGUUCAGAGCCCCCCCACCAUCCCCCUAGCCCCGGCCUGGGCCCCUACCCUCCAUCUUCCUCGGCCAUUAAGGAUCGGCCCUCUGAUGGUUCACUGCCUGUUCCCCCUUCGUCCUGCAGCGAAAUCAGCAGCGAGAUAAGCACCAGCGAGAUGAGCAGCGAGGUGGGCUCCACGGCUUCAUCCGACGAGCCUCCACAGAGCUCCUUCGUGCUGCUGCAGGAUCAGACGCACCACCCUCAGCUCCACCUCCACCAUCAGGCCCAUCUGCUAUCCCUGCAGCACCAGCAGCCACACACGGCCACCCAGACCUGCCAGUAUCUGCUGCCAGGUUCAGAACUUCCUUCAGCUCGGACCUGUUGCGCUCUCCAUCCAGCCUGCCUCACCAGCUCCUUUCAGAGGCAGCUGUCCAGCGCCACCUUCUCCAGCGCCUUGUCAGACAACGGGCUGGACAGUGAGGAUGAAGAGCCCAUCGCAGGCGUAUUCUCAAACGGGAGCCGGGUGGAAGUGGAGGCAGAUGUUCACUGCCUCAAAGCUGAGCUCUCACAGUUAUCCUCAUCCCAAAACCUCGUACCCUCAUCUUCCACCCAGGAACACACCAUGCUCUCUCUUCCUCCACCACCACCGCCACCACCAAGCACGCCCGAGCCACUAGAGGAAGCGGUGGACCUGAACCAGGCAGAGGCAGAGAAUGGGCUCGACAGAGACGAGUCCUGGCCAGGUGUGGGAGUGGGAGCUGGGGACGGUGGGAAGUUUCCAGGAAAGAGGAGAGUUAACGGUUCAGUGGCUCGUCAGGAAAAGAGUCACAACCUCAUUGAGGUGGCGGCCGAUGCCCCUUCCAAGAAAUCAGGAGGAUACUUCACAGCUCCGGCCCAGCCCGACCCAGAUGACCAGUUCAUCAUCCCUCCUGAGCUGGAGGAGGAGGUGAAGGAGAUCAUGAAGCAGCAUCAGCAGAAACAGCAGAAGCCAGCUGGGAUGGAUCAGCCCACCGACUACUUCGAUACCCCUCUCUAAGCUUAAGAGUCGACCUCCUCUGAUGCCGCCCUUCAUUCUACUGUUAAUGCACAGAUAAGUAGGUUUUACGGGGAGGCUGAAAAGUCUGCAUGAAAGUUUUACAGAACAGACUUCAUCCCUACGCAGCGCCUAAUCUUUGGAUAAACAUGUACUGCUGCACCUGCAGAGUUAAAUAAGCAAAUGAGCCCUUUAAUGAUCCUCAACCUUCUGGAUACGUGUGAGGACAGAGAUCCCAGAGCCAGCGUUCUGUUCACAGAUCAAAUCUGUUUCUUUUUUUUGUUUUUCUUUUGUUUUUUUAAAUAAAUAAUCAACACUAGUCUAUUUGCGAUAGCAUUAGCUUGUCACACAUAAUAUACAUGAUUUCUUUUGUUUUGUAAGAACCUAAAUUAUGUUUUAAUGUGAACGCAGUGAAGUUCUUGAACGCAACCUUUUUGAAAACAGACUCCUUAUCUUUUUAUUUUCAGUCCAACUUUGAUGAAUCAUCCGGCAUUAAAACCCACACCUAACUAUUGUAGAUAGGGCACUUUAAAUACUGUAUUUCUUCAGUAAAUCAAAGCUCUCGGCCUGUAAAAUGACAUAGAGAUUUUUUUGUAGAAAAUUUCCAAUACUAACUCCUAGGAGUUGCAUACUCUAUAUGGUGACUCAGUCACUUUUUUACUAAUCUUCUCUGAGAGAAAUGGUGAUUCUUUUUUCAAUUAUUGUAAAUAAGAGAAAUGUUGUAUACUGAUACUUUUAAAGGAACUGCAUACCUGUAUGUCGGUGAAGGUUUUUAAGCUGUGGGGAGGAUAUAGUGUUUGCUGUUAUGGAGGUGAGCCCCCAUUUAUCUUACAGUGUAAAACCACAAAUACGACUUCAAAUUCACAACGUACACAAAUGUAAAUGUGCAAUUGCAGGAUGGAAACUAACAUUCCGUGCAAUAUUUAUACACUAAGUUGUCCACUUUGUUAAAUUGUGAUAUCCUGUAGUCAUCACCGUAUCUACUUAACACUAAAAGGUCUUUGCAUGCACAGACAGACAAACAAAUGCAUACACACACAGACAUUCACACACAUGGAUACUCACAGGUAAUUAGUUCCACCUCCCUCCUACAGUAACUAUUAUCACCGGCAUGACUGUGUCUAGUUCAGUAACACCAACAAGUAUAGCCACAUGGAAAAGAGACACUACAAAUGUUCCUGUCUUUGGUAUAAUAAAUUUUA
Messenger RNA from Cyprinodon variegatus (sheepshead minnow), 6862 nucleotides. It is a transcript of the gene phlpp1, whose product is annotated as PH domain leucine-rich repeat-containing protein phosphatase 1-like. The transcript has 17 exons. Gene Ontology annotation, molecular function: protein binding. NCBI's taxonomy places the organism in Eukaryota, Metazoa, Chordata, Actinopteri, Cyprinodontiformes, Cyprinodontidae. Bases 354 to 5663 code for a protein of 1769 amino acids. The record is from RefSeq and is a predicted model, not a curated record.